Messenger RNA from Apis dorsata (giant honeybee), 2219 nucleotides. RefSeq names its product clusterin-associated protein 1 (gene Cluap1). Gene Ontology annotation, biological process: cilium assembly. Gene Ontology annotation, cellular component: intraciliary transport particle B; cilium; centrosome. Bases 333 to 1640 code for a protein of 435 amino acids. Lineage: Eukaryota; Metazoa; Arthropoda; Insecta; Hymenoptera; Apidae. The record is from RefSeq and is a predicted model, not a curated record. The transcript has 6 exons.
GAAUAAAUGAAGUUUAACAUAUGAUAUAUUGUAGUGAUAAUUGUACAUGAUAUAUAAUAAUUAUAAUAAUUAAAAAUUUUAUUUAAACUUAACUUUUUUCUAAAUUUUUUAGUUGAUUAAAGAAAAAUUUAAUUAUAUAAUAAAAAAAAUAUAGAAUUAAUAAUUCUGUAUAAUAUUUCUCAUUAAAAUUGAUUACAAUUUCAAUGAAAAAUCCUUUAUUUAAUUUAGUUCUAUACGUUUCCUUGGCAACGUCCGAAACGAAAAUCAAAACAUAACGUGAAAAGUUAAAGAAAAAUAUUGCAAUUUAGUUUAAUUUUGUUUUUGCAUAAAAAAUGUCAUUUCGUGACUUAAGAAAUUUCACGGAAAUAAUGCGAGUUCUUGGUUAUCCCAGAUUAAUUUCUGUUGGAAAUUUUCGAUUACCGAAUUUUCCAUUAGUUGCAGAAAUUCUUGUUUGGCUGGUUAAAAGAUUUGACCCAGAUACAGAUAUACCUAGUGAUCAUAGUACUGAAGAAGAACGUAUCUCAUUAAUCCGCGCUGUUGCUGAAUUUAUGGCCUUAAAAACAAAUAUAAAAUUAAAUACGAAAAAAUUAUACCAAGCCGAUGGCUAUGCCGUAAAAGAAUUAUUAAAAGUUGCCACAUUAUUAUACGAUGCGCAAAAUAACAGUAAUAUUAAUAAUGUGAUGUCCGAUGACAAUUUUAAUACAAUUAAUUUCGACAUUUCCAAUAAGAUAAACGAAUUAAAGUCAACUAGACAAUUAGCUAGUCAGUUGACCGUAACUGGUGCAUCACUAUUUGAUUUGUUAGGACGUGAAGUUGAUCUCAGAGAAAUUCGUAAUUCAAAGGUUGCUAGACAAUUUGACAUCUCGGAAAUCGAGACGGCAUUGAAAAGCGUUAUUGAAAAUAUACGUAAAGAAAUUGAAGAAACCAAGAAACAAAUCGAGAGUGUCAAGGACACGGAACAGAAUUUGGAUGCAAGGAUUGAAAGGCGACGUGCAGAACUCGACAGAAAUCAAAAGAGAUUGCAAACAUUAAAAAAAGUACGCCCAGCUUUCAUGGAAGAAUUUGAGAAACUUGAAGUUGAAUUAAGAAUUUUAUACGACGAUUAUAUUCAAAAAUUUCGUUAUCUGGCAUAUCUCGAACAUUUGUACGAAGAUUCAGCUAAAACGGAACAAGAGAGAUUUGAAAGGCGGCAAGAAGCAACGCGAAAACAAUUAGAAAAGAUGAGAGCGGAAGAUAUCAACUUCGAAAGUAUGAUGGAAGGAAACGAUUCUAUAUUACCUACUAAUCUUCAAGAGCCACCACCUCCUCUUACCAAUAUUGAAAAACAAAAUACCGAAAAAAUAACGUCGAGCAGCCGAUUAAAAUCAGCUGGUCGAGCAUCGAGAAUGCAAAUAUCGCAACGUCGUAUUUAUGGAAGUAUGUCUGGACGUCAGAAAGGAAUUAUACAAGAAUCGAACGACAGUGGUGGAUCAUUAGAUAGCGACAGUGAUCUGUUGAUCGAUGGCGAUCUUGACGACGACGACGAUGACGAUAUCUUAGAUUCCGUCGUGGGAGGGCCAGAAAUUAGGAAUUUUGAUUUAAAGGUUGGGCAAGAAAAACGAGCCGUUAGUAAGCUAGAUCAUUCGGAUGAGGAUUUUUAAACAUUUACAAAAAAGAAUUACAAAAAUUCCAAAAUAUACCGCCCAUGUAAUUAUCGAUCUCUAUGCGCAUGUUUUUACAAUAACUGUAAAUAGAUAUUAAUAAAAAGUAAUUAAUAUUAUAGUCUUCGUGAUCGAAUAAUUUUGUAAAAAAUACUUAAGAUAUAUAUGUAUAUAUGUACGACAUACGUGUUUUAAAUAAUUUUUGAAAUUCAAUUGUUCGUAUAAUUGUACAUGUAUUCCAGACUUAUAUAUUUACGAAAUAUAUUUUCAAGGGAAUCAAAAUACAUAUUGUCGUCGUAUAAUAUUUAUUAAUUCUCUCAACACGGCCGAGCGGCAUGUUGAUUGUGGCUUAUUAGCACCGAUCACAUGUACGUAUUCAUCUCACCUAUCCUACAUGCUGUGUACGUAAAUACACGUACACUUUCCGUGUAUACACAUAUAUACAUAAAUGUAUGUGCGCGUAAAAAAUGUGACAUUACGAAAGAAAUUAUAGAAACAGUUUGCAAUAUUCAUUGUCAUAACGCUCAAAUCUGUAACCACUAUCUAGCUGACCAUAAAUACUCCCACCUUUGUGUUGUA